AAGUUUUUAAAGUUUGUGCUAUUCUGCAUGUCGUCUGAAUUUAAUAAACAUGGUGAAAUUGACCACCGACACCAUACGCUUCUAUACUAGCUUUCUGAUUACGAAUCAUGACAGAAGGACAUGAGAGCGAUUUUUUAGUAACAGUAAGAGCACAGGUUAUGACCAGAGACGAAAGCACUGAAGGUUGGUUACCACUGGCAGGGGGUGGUCUGGCCAACGUUUCAAUACGUAAACGUGCCAGGCUAUCCCCUGGUGCUACCGGACAUGAAUACAUCAUAUAUGGUCAAAGAAUAUCAGAUCAGAGUGUUAUUUUAAGUUGCGUUAUAAAUCGUGAUCUAAAGUAUUAUAAAGUUAUGCCAACGUUUCAUCAUUGGCGUGCCGGUAAACAGCGAAAUGGUCUUACAUUUCAAGCAGCUGCUGAUGCCAGAGCCUUCGACAAAGGUGUACUGCGAGCAUACAAUGAACUAAUUGACGGCAUGGCGAAAUCGAAUCCUUCCAUUAUAUGUCCCCCAUUGACCAAAUAUGAUUCUGUUGGCGAAGAUGAUGUUUUCAUGACUCUCGACUUACCCUGUGAAUCUUUGGAUAGCAAACAGAAAGGCUAUUCCAGUCCGGAGGGCAGUGAAAAUAGUCACAGCUUUAAAGAUCGUGGAGAGCGCUAUACGGAAAGUUCUCAGGACAAAAAUGAAAAAGAAGUUGCCAAAAUUCAUUACAUAUCGGGUGAAAAUUCUUGCUUGCAAACCACACCACCUCUCCCUUCCAUGACCUCAGCUCAAAAUAACACAACGUCGCUGUUGGUGAAUGCCAACACAACAACGACGACGACAGCAGCAACAACAGCAGUAAGCACAAAUGUAACAACUGUGGAAACAUCUCCAGUUAUAGCUCCUAGUGAAAAUUAUUCCUAUGUAACAUUAACUGCGGUUCAUGACUAUAAUUAUCCGGUGGUGGAUCAACCUGUUGCCGCACAAGUUCUAACGCGUUGCGAAUCAAUAACAACCCUGAAGAAAUUAAAUGCCAUUGAAGCGUCACAUUGUCUAGCCGGAACCCAGUCUUCGCCCAUUUCCAGUGUUCUUAUAAAGGAUCCGGAAAUCGAUAUACUCAAACAUAAAAUGCAUCACAGCAAACCCAAUCCGACACCCAUACACAGUCAGAUGACAAGGUGCCGUUAUUGCCAAGAAUUGUAUAGUGAUGAAUGGAAUCGUAGGGGCGCCUGUGAAUUUGCACCAGACUGUUUUCGUUCUGGUUUCGAAUGCAUUUCGGGUAUAGGUUGUGCACGUUGUAUGCUUUAUCAUUUUAUGAGUGAUUCGGAGGGUGAAACACCUCAACAUCCCUGCGAGUGUGCCAACGAAAGUGGAUGUACCAAAAGAUGGAUUGGUCUAACCUUACUGUCGUUAUUGGUGCCCUGCUUAUGGUGUUAUCCACCGUUAAGGGUGUGCCACUUAAUUGGCAUCGCCUGCGGCAUUUGUGGUGGGAAGCACAAACCACAGGUUUGACAUUGGGAGGCUGAAUUACAAAACAAUAAAACUAGACGCAAACAACAGCAACAAGAAAAACAACCG
Molecule: messenger RNA, 1559 nt
Organism: Musca vetustissima
Lineage: Eukaryota; Metazoa; Arthropoda; Insecta; Diptera; Muscidae
Gene: Spred
Product: sprouty-related, EVH1 domain-containing protein 1
Exons: 6
Coding region: 108-1493 (461 amino acids)
Biological process (GO): negative regulation of MAPK cascade; multicellular organism development
Cellular component (GO): membrane
Molecular function (GO): protein kinase binding
Source: RefSeq, a predicted model, not a curated record